AUGGCAGCUUUCAAUCUCACCCCCUCUGAACCUUCAUCCUUCAUCCUAAUGGGCAUCCCUGGCCUGGAAGAUGCCCACGUCUGGAUUGCCAUCCCUUUCUGCAUCUGCUACAUUUUCAGCCUGUUGGGAAAUGUCACCCUUCUGUUUAUUGUUGGCAAAGAGCAGACCCUGCACAAGCCGAUGUACCUGCUGCUCUGCAUGCUGGCGUUCACGGACAUUGCCAUGUCCACCUCCGUUGUGCCUAAGGCCCUGUGUAUAUUUUGGUUCAAUUGGAAAGGCAUUACGGUGGGAGGUUGCCUCACACAGUUGUUCUUCCUACAUGGCAGUUCCAUGACGCACUCAGCUGUCCUUACAACAAUGGCCUUCGAUCGCUAUGUUGCCAUAUGUGACCCUCUGAGAUACACCACCAUCCUCAGCAAUGCACGAAUCGCUAAGCUAGGGCUUGUGGGUUUAACAAGAGCUGUUCUCCUCAUGCUGCCCAUCCCUGUGCUCCUGAGCAGGCUGCCGUUCUGUGACAACCGCCGUAUCCCCCACACGUAUUGUGAGCACAUGGCAGUGGCAAAAAUAGCAUGUGCGGAUAUCACAGUCAACAGGCGGUAUGGCUUGGGGAUAACUUUUGUCGUCCUUGGGUGCGACCUUACACUCAUUGGCCUGUCCUACUCUCGGAUCAUCAGGGCCGUCCUCAAAGUCUCCUCCAAGGAAGCCCACCAGAAAGCCGUCAACACCUGCACUGCCCACAUCAGUGUGAUGCUGACCUCUUAUACUCCCUUCCUCUUCUCCAACCUGACACACCAGUUCGGUCAGGGAAUCGCACCCCAUGUUCACAUCAUUAUGGCCAACCUCUACUUCCUCCUCCCUCCCAUGCUCAACCCCGUCAUUUAUGGGGCCAAAACCAAAGAGCUUCGUGACACAGUGGGCAAAUACACCCGCAGAAGGUGA
Messenger RNA from Pelodiscus sinensis (Chinese soft-shelled turtle), 939 nucleotides. NCBI's taxonomy places the organism in Eukaryota, Metazoa, Chordata, Testudines, Trionychidae. The record is from RefSeq and is a predicted model, not a curated record.